AUGGGCUCCGUGCUCAGCAGCGAUAGCGGCAAAUCCGCGUCCGCCUCUGCUGCCCCGCGGACCCUGGUGCGCAGGGGGCACCCCGAACUGCCCGUCACGUCCUUCGACUGUUCAGUGUGCCUCGAGGUGUUGCACCAGCCUGUGCGGACCCGUUGUGGCCACGUAUUCUGCCGUUCCUGUAUUGCUACCAGUCUAAAGAACAAUAAGUGGACCUGUCCUUAUUGCCGGGCAUAUCUUCCUUCAGAAGGAGUUCCAGCAACGGAUGUAGCCAAAAGAAUGAAAUCAGAGUACCAGAAUUGCACCGAGUGUGACACCCUGGUUUGCCUCAGUGAAAUGAGAGAACAUAUAAGGACUUGCCAGAAGUAUAUAGAUAAAUAUGGACCACUACAAGAACUUGGGGAGACAGCAACAAGGUGUAUAUGUCCAUUUUGUCAGAAGGAAUUGGAUGAAGACAGCUUGCUGGAUCACUGUAUUACUCAUCACAGAUCGGAAAGGAGACCUGUAUUCUGCCCACUUUGCCGUUUAAUACCUAAUGAGAAUUCAAGCAGCUUCAAUGGCAGUUUAAUAAGACAUUUGCAAGUUAGUCACACUUUGUUUUAUGAUGAUUUCAUAGAUUUUAAUAUAAUUGAGGAAGCUCUUAUCAGAAGAGUCUUAGACCGGUCACUUCUUGAAUUUGUGAAUCAUUCAAACACCACUUAA
Molecule: messenger RNA, 699 nt
Organism: Cynocephalus volans (Philippine flying lemur)
Lineage: Eukaryota; Metazoa; Chordata; Mammalia; Dermoptera; Cynocephalidae
Gene: RNF125
Product: ring finger protein 125
Exons: 6
Coding region: 1-699 (232 amino acids)
Biological process (GO): protein polyubiquitination; ubiquitin-dependent protein catabolic process
Cellular component (GO): VCP-NPL4-UFD1 AAA ATPase complex
Molecular function (GO): ubiquitin protein ligase activity
Source: RefSeq, a predicted model, not a curated record